Bombus huntii is the source of this 536-nucleotide messenger RNA. Its product is annotated as survival motor neuron protein-like. The coding region runs from base 158 to 418 and encodes 86 amino acids. NCBI's taxonomy places the organism in Eukaryota, Metazoa, Arthropoda, Insecta, Hymenoptera, Apidae. The transcript has 4 exons. The record is from RefSeq and is a predicted model, not a curated record.
CACGUGUGUUGUAAAAUUUGUAGAAUCAGAAGGUUUGCAAAGUCAAAUAGCACAACAAAAGAAAGCUUUGGAAGAGAAAUUCAAUGAAGAGAACGAUGAGACUUGUGAGACUAAUUUUUCUACAAAUGUAAAUUCGAAAAAAUAUAAUGUAGAAAAAAUGGAUUGUGACUCUGAAGAAGCAAAUGCGUAUAAACAUCACUUCAUACCGGGACCAUCUUUCAAUUCGAUGACUGAUAUAAUGCCACCUGCACCUCCUUUACCACCACAAUUAAUGGCCAAAUUACCAGAUAAUGAUACAGACGCACUUUCAAGUAUGUUGAUGUCAUGGUAUAUUAGUGGUUACAUGGUAUAUUACACAGGUUAUUACCAUGGUUUGAAACAAGCAAGAAACAAUCAAGAGAACAGGAAGAACUGUUGAUUAUAUCAAUUUUUUCAAUAACAAUAUAACAAUAAUAUAAGAUAUAAUAAAAUAUAAAACUCAUUGUAUUUAUUUACUUCAAUUAUUUGAAAUAAAGAACAGCUUUAUUUUCAUAUAA